This is a messenger RNA of Dracunculus medinensis (Guinea worm), 831 nucleotides long. Lineage: Eukaryota; Metazoa; Nematoda; Chromadorea; Rhabditida; Dracunculidae. The record is from the annotation of a GenBank genome assembly.
UCAUUUCUUGCCGAUCCAUCAACACGUUUGGAGACGAAUGGUGAUGGUGAAUUAAUACCGCAGCGAAGAGAACGCUAUGUUUUUAGACCAAUUUUAAUAAGAAUACUUGAAGGUUUUUUCGCACAAACACCAUUUCCUGAUUUAAAUCGACGAAUUGAGAUAGCUACCGCUUGUAAUCAAGCAUUGCAGAUCGACAAAAAAGGAGUCGGUCUGAUGCCUAAAGAAGUUGUCUCACCGCAAGUCGUAGCAAAUUGGUUUGCAAAUAAACGUAAAGAAUUACGGCGUCGAUCAAAUGAAGAGUUGAAUGAAGCGAAUAAUGCAAACUUUUCUUCCCAGAUGGUUUUUUCGUCGGAAGGAGCAUCGACACCAUCACCUGAUGCUAGUCAGUCAAAUACACCGAUGGAGAGCGAACGUAAUGAUGAACGUGCAGCAUCGGCUUCUGUUCCAAUAUCUGUGCCAGCAUUACGUCCAGAUAACUGUCCUAUAGCUAUCGAAACAAGUUUAUUUCAAUCGUUAAGGCCAUCAGCACUUAUUCAAUCAUUGACGCAACAAAAUUUAUCAAAUAUUGCUACAUCGAUAGACGAUUUAAUAUUACCUACAUCACCAACAACGGUGGCAACAACAUCAUCAAUGAUAUUAGGUGAUGAUGAUGGUUUAUUGUGUUCCGCAAGUGUUGAGCCAAGUACGGAAGUCGAAUCAUCGACGGAACAGUGCCUUGCUGAAAUUCAAACUCAGUUAGAUUUAGUAAACAAUUCAGUAUUAGCACUUGUUAAUCCAUAUUCUAAUAAUAUACAUAAUUCAGUCAUAAAGGUCGAGCAAACAGCUGAAUAA